CCUACAACUUCUGCAAUCAUAGUAACUAUUGUUAUUGAAUUUCGAUUAAUAUUAUAAAUUUGAUGAUUUUCCCCGCUUCAAUCUAACAAAAUCACCCACGUGGCUCUAUCUAAUUCUCCCAACAAAUAUCCACCUUAAAUUCAAUCUAUAUUAAGGAUAAUCUUUAAAUUUUGUUUUACUUCAGUUAAUUGUAAAUGGGUUGAGCAUAAUUUAGUGGAUAAAUCAUGUAUUAUUUAAAGGUUUGUAUUUUGGUUGGGGCUGAAAAGUUGGGGUUAAAUGGAAGUAGAAGACCCAAAUGAGUGGGUGGCGACUGUUGGAAGGCCGAAAUUGGUAGAGGCAGCAAAGCAAGGCCGUUUGGGAAAAGCGGAAGCCCAGAGCGGGGGAAUGGGUGGCUUGUCAAUUUAUCAAACAGUGGGUGGAGUGGUGAGUCACCAGCGCAGGGGCAGCGGCAGAGACCCAGAGAAGGCAAAGACAAAAAUCACUGAAAGAUCCACACACGCAUCCACAUGGGCUUCUCACUCCUCCAAAAUUCUCCCCCCACCCCUUCAACUCCAUCUACUCAAACUCAUCACAGACGCCUUAAAUUUUGCUAAAUGGGUUCGUACAAAACAGACACUCCCAUAUGGCCAUUUCAGAGCAGCCUUUUUCACCUUUACCAUUACCAUUGCCAUUACUGCCUCCCAUGAGUGUCAAACCUGUAAUUUCCCUCCCUUUCCUCCUCUUCCCCUUUCCAUCUCCCCCCUCUGUUUUCCCUAUUGCCUACAACCAAUCUUCCUCUUUUGAACCCCAUCAUCAUUAUUAUUACUCUUUUAACCUCCCAUCCUCCAACCCCAUUUCAAAUGAAGCUCCAUUUUAUCAUGGGGUGUAGGAGCCUGUUCUUUCUUUUGCCUCACUCGUAAUCUGUCCGUGUCAGGGCGUCUUAUUUACC
Cucurbita moschata (crookneck pumpkin) is the source of this 928-nucleotide messenger RNA. RefSeq lists its product as uncharacterized. The transcript is spliced from 2 exons. The record is from RefSeq and is a predicted model, not a curated record. Lineage: Eukaryota; Viridiplantae; Streptophyta; Magnoliopsida; Cucurbitales; Cucurbitaceae. Bases 277 to 783 code for a protein of 168 amino acids.